Molecule: messenger RNA, 1695 nt
Organism: Frieseomelitta varia
Lineage: Eukaryota; Metazoa; Arthropoda; Insecta; Hymenoptera; Apidae
Product: MAPK regulated corepressor interacting protein 2
Exons: 6
Coding region: 195-644 (149 amino acids)
Source: RefSeq, a predicted model, not a curated record
UUAAGAUCACGUGGUUCGCUCAUCGUGUAUUUCACGUUGAUCAUUUCAACCAGUGCGGUUGAUCUAAUCGGUACUAGUUUAAGUCACAGCGCACAAUUUGCUUGAUUGCAUACUAAAAUUUCAAGAUUAAUCUCGGAUGAUCUGGUAUCACAAAUAUAGCUCGAAAUUAUUGUUGUGCUUUUCUCAUAAGAAACAUGUACACUGUAUCAAAAGGACCUAGCAAGAUAGUUGCUAAAACACGAAGAGGAAUCAGUCAAAACCUUGAGAGGCUGGAAACUCUACGUGAUUUAACGAGGAAAGCAGACCCUGACGAUGACUACGAGACCACCCGCCAUGUGCCUAAACCAGUUUUUCACAUGAAUGGGAAAUCUAAAUUCAAUUCGCAGAGGCAUCAAAUGCAAGAAGUUAUUACACCUCAACAUGAAGAACUUAUUAAAUUUGUCUAUGAAUCAUGGAACCAAGUCAGUACGCGGCAAAGAAGUGAAUCUUCUGAUGGUUCAGAUUGUUCAGAACCUUCCAGUCCUAGUUCUAUAGUAUAUUAUAAUGAUGGUGAACCAAACGACACUCUUCAAGACUUUAAACCAUUUGAUUUGGAAUCAUGGUGGGGUAAACGAUUAUUUAAUAAUAUCACAAAAUCACUUUGAAAUAAAGAGAAAUUUAAAAAAGUUAUGAAGAUAAAUCUUGAAGUAGUACAGAAUGACAAACAGUGCUAAAAGCCUGUUUUGGGUUUUAAAAGUAAUCUAAGAAUCAGUGAAUAACUGUAGAAGAAUUGAAUCUGAAGACUAGAAAUGAACCUAAGAGCUAUCACAAAGUUAUAAUUGAUGAAUUUAAUAUAAAAAUUAAUAAAUUUAAUUGUGAACAUGUAUAUUUCUGUUAUAAAAUAUUAAUUUUUUAUCGCGUGUGCAGCUUUAAAGAUAAAUUCAUGUAUCAAAAAUUUUAAACACAUGUACGUAACAGCAUUUUUCUAAAUACUGUAAUGGAUUCUUGUUGGUAAUGCAUGGGUGAAAUAUAUAUUAUCAUCAACAGUAUCCCUGAAUAUGUGAUAUAAUAAUGCACAUAAAUUGUAUAAUUCUGUUCAAAGCUGUUUCGAAAUUAGUGUAAAAGUGUACAGAAAUUUUAUUUAAACUCAAAGGAUAAUGCAACCUUAAAUCUACCGGUAAAAAUUAAUGUGAUACAAAAUACGAUCGCUAUUUUCGUUUGUAGGUUUUUAAAAUAACGCAGAUAAAGAUAUAACUUGUAUAUCUUGCGUGGUAUGAAUGCAGCGUGAAAAUAAUGAAUUUUUAAUCAUAGAAUGAUGUACAUAUUACAUGCAUCGUUUGUGUGAAUGCAUGAAUACAUUGCCAAUAUUGUUAUGACAAUUGUAUCUAAAUACAUUUACGUAAGCAAAUUUUAGUAUAACUUUGUAGACUGAUAAUGUUUAAGAUUGUUAUAUGAUUACUAGACAAGAGAAAACUUGUCACCAAUGUAUUUGCAAACUUUGCUUUCAAAGUUCUUAUUUCAUAUUAAUCUGAGUUAAUCUCCUCUAAUUUUUUUAUUUUAACUAGUUGCAUUAAAAAAACUGAUUAUCAAAGAUUUUAAUAUGAGAUCUUGAUACUGUUGAAAAACAGAGUUUGCAAAAGUAGUCAAAAUGUAGUGCAACAUUUGGCCAUUUAAGGCUGAAUCAAGCAGUUAUAAAUAAAUACAUCUUUAUACGUA